GACGAGCGUAGCUUGCGAGUUGUGAGCACGUGUUUGGAAUGAGAUAUCGUGCGAAAGCGUACGUGUGAUGCGCACCAGCAUCAUACUAACGUCACGACAGUUCACUAAGUUCUCAUUUCAGGCAGUAUGGCCAUCGAAGCAUUUAGAAGUGCUCAACAAUGGAAGCAAAGAAUGAAUGUCAUAGUUUUAAAGGUGGUUUCACCUACUCGCUUUCUGAUAAGGGAAUCUAGCAGACCAGCUAUGUCUCCCAGUGUAAGAGAAUUCAUUAGCUUGGAGGCAGAAAUGAUUCAUUACAGGACAAAAUGUGAUCUUGAGCCCUUUACGUCACUACUUCCACAGCUAGGUUCUAUUGUUUUGGUACAAAAUCGUUCAUUGAAGAAAUGGUAUCGAGGACGUGUCAACAAUGUAUUUGACACCAUCAGUGGCUAUCAAGUUGAGGUGUUCUUGGUUGACUAUGGCAAGACACUCCUCGUGGAUCGACGAGACUUACACAAGGUACCCAACAAAAGGAUCCUUGAGGUGCCCUUUCAGUGUAUUGAAUUUUUACUGCUUGGAGUGGGACCUCUCCGUCUGACAAUUGACCCAGCAACCAUCACUGCAAUCUAUGUGAGAGGCUCCUCUUGGGAUACUGCUUCUAUUGAUCAUGUGAACUCCAGAGUGCAAAAAGCUGAUGCUGUGCACAUUGAAGUGCUGGGAAAGACCACCUCAGGAGGGCUUUGUGGAAAGCUCUUCAUCGACUGCAACAAAAAUGUGAUAGCUCUUGAUAAAGAGCUGGUCAAGCUGAAUUAUGCUUUCCUAGAUGCUGCAGCAGGCAUGGAAGAGGUCAUCUUGGAUGACUACAAACCUGAGAAAGAUGAUCAGCAGCCAGUAAAAGAAUCUCAAGAUGAAGACACUUCUAAAAGUAGCAACUUUUGGGAUGACAUACAGAGAAAGAGUGCUUCGGCGGCUUUGAAAGAAGUGCUUGACAGUGUGUAUGGCACUUCUUCGAGCAGUUUGGCACUUGUUCCUUUGGAAGUGUGUGAGGCAGAAGAGUCUCCACCAUCGUCGGGAUCUGCCAGUGGUGAAUGCUCUCCACUACACUGGUCAUCGUCUUCAACCUCCAUUUCUAUUGACACAUCUUCAUCAGGCACAGAUACACCUCCCACAUUGCCUGGGCUGGGCCGAGGCCUUUCUCUAAUGCUAAGAGUAAAGGAAUUUGCGAGUGACAGCUCAUGCUGCGAGCCUAGUGCCAGGGGCAGCAUAGACAUGCAGACUGGGGAGCUAAGCACUGCCAUGCUGAGUCCAAGUGAAUAUAGUGAUGAGGAUGAAUGCUAUACUCCUACUUUAGUUGGCACUCCACCUGCAGUUUUCAGGGAUCGUGAGACAGCCUAUUCUCCCGAAAAACUACAAUCAUCAUCAUCAGAGCCUGCAAUGCCACAGCUUGAAACUGUACAAUCGAGGCAUGAACCCUCCUCUGUUAUUCCUAAGCCAGUUAUGCCACAAUCUUUGGCUGAUACAAGCCACUCUGAUGAAUGUAGAGCCCGUGGUCGAGCUCGGCUGCUUAGUUUGUCUCCCAAUCCAUCAAAUUCAUCCGAAGAAAGCCGAGGGGUGUUUCGCAGAAGUGUUACACUUAGCGAGAGAUUUUCAAUGUCCAGUGAAGCAUCUAGCGGCUCAUCGGCUCCUGAAGUCUGUGCAGCUGAUAAGAAAAACCCAAGCCCGGUCAUGAACUUACCCGACUUCACAGCAUACCGAGGACGCGGGUGUGCGUUAUUCACAAAAGUGAUGUCAGGCCACAAAGGCAUGCAGACAGCUAAUAGCCCGGUCAUGAACUUACCCGAUUUCACAGCAUACCGAGGACGCGGGCAUGCGUUAUUCACAAAAGUGAUGCCAGGCCACAAAGACAUGCAGACUGAAAAGCUAAGCACUGCCAUGCUGAGUCCAGGGGAAGACAGUGAUGAAGAUGCAUGCUAUACUCCUACUCCAGUUGGCACUCCACCUGCAGUUUUCAGGGAUUGUGAGACAGCCUAUUCUCCCGAAAAACUACAAUCAUCAUCAUCAGAGUCUGCAAUGCCACAGCUUGAAACUGUACAAUCGAGGCAUGAACCCUCCUCUGUUAUUCCUAAGCCAGUUAUGCCACAAUCUUUGGCUGAUACAAACCACUCUGAUGAAUGUAGAGACCACGAUGAAUGUAGAGCCCGUGGUCGAGCUCGGCUGCUUAGUUUGUCUCCCAAUCCAUCAAGUUCAUCUGAAAAAAGCCGAGUGGCGUUUCGCAGAAGUGUUACACUUAGCGAGAGAUUUUCAAUGUCCAGUGAAGCAUCUAGCGGCUCAUCGGCUCCUGAAGCCUGUGCAGCUGAUAAGAAAAACCCAAGCCCGGUCAUGAACUUACCCGACUUCACAGCAUACCGAGGACGUGGGCAUGCAUUUUUCACAAAAGUGAUGUCAGGCCGCAUACCAGGGCAGAGCACUACUCAAUUGUCACCACAGCCACUAAGCACGCAAAAAAACAGCCUGGCACAGAAAGAGUCUUUUGACAUCUCUUGUGGCAGCAACCAGCCUAAACCUGCAUCGUCUAGUGUACAGAAUGAUACCUACCCGUCUAAAGUGAUAACCAAGGCAACACGAAUGAAGGACCUGUGGGGAAAAAAAGGACAUUCUUUGUGUGCAGCUUCAUUGCAAGGCUGUUCAUCUAAAGCUCAAGAUGACAGUCUGGCAAAUUUUCUCAAGCCUGGUGUAACUGCAGGAACAGUGCCGGCACUAAAGAAAGAAGAUUUGUUUACUGGAACUUCAUUAUCAUGUCCUGGUAGCAGCACUGACCAAAUGCCGGCUUCAACAAUGUCAAGCAGGGAACUCGUUGCGAAGUUUCUUGAUGCCAGCAACUUGAAGACUUCAUACGAACCUGAUCAAGAGUUUGCUGAUCCUUGUGCAACCAUGGGUGUUUCUCAGUCAUCAGAAGACUUUUGGAGGACAGAUGUCUUUUCUGAGCUAUCGGCAGACCUGGACCCAUGUGCACAGUUCCAGAGUCCUAUUUACUUCAAGACCGGUCAUGAUACUUCCAGACAAGCAUCGCAACCUGCAUUCUCCGAAGUUCAGGUUCUCUGCCAUGGCAUUAGGCCACCUAGGCCCCAGACUCACCUUGACCAGACAGUAUUUGAUCAAUUUGUGAAAUCGCGGUUGCGCUCCGAGGGGUUUCAGGAUCCAACAUGCAUUCAGACAGUAGUGUGGCCCGCAGUGAUGUCUGGCAGAGACAUUGUUGCUGUGGGACCACGAAACUCGGGCAAGACACUUGCAUACCUGAUCCCACUCGUUUCAAGACUGAUGUCUGAAAUUGACUACGAGAAACUGCCUGCAGGCGUUGGACCUCUAAUGGUGGUUUUAGCAUCUACGUGGGAAGGAGCUCUCCGCAUAUAUCACCAGGCCGAACAACUUGUCCAUGAAAAAAGAGGUCCCAAAAUAUGUGCCUUGUAUCCUGGAGGAGCGGUAAAAGGAAAAGAGGUAGAGGUGGUCAAUGGCUGUGAUGUCUUAGUAACGACUCCCCUCUGUUUCCUGCGCUUUCUGACCAAUUAUGGUCGUCUCAUCGUUAACUUGCGUCGGUGCUGCCAUGUGGUCUUGGAUGAUGGUGAACGGCUGCUGGACAAGUUUGCUGUGGAGGUUACUUCGGUGAUGAAUGAGUUUCGGCAGUGCUUGAAACGACGCAAGCCAGGAAUGCUACGUGGCCAAAUUAUAGUUUGCUCCACAAUGUGGUCUAGUGGCUUGAACUGGUUUAUACGGAUGACAUCCUUGAGCCAAAAUCCUCUCAUCGUGUUUACCUCAUUCUUUGAAGCUGCCAUCUAUGCACAGGUUCCAACAGUGGCCAGUUAUGUUCACCCCAACAGUCGACAAGAGACACUGCUCAGAAUUGUGGAAGGCAGCCUGGGUCGAAAAGUGGUAGUGUGCACAGCUGACAAAGAAUCUGCCAUUUCUCUGCAACGGUUGCUGUUGUCAACUAGUAUCAAUUGCCUGCUGCUUUAUGAUGAGCUCCCAAUGGCGAAGAUAUGGGAAAUCACAGAUGAAUGGAACAGUGUGCGUCCAAGGACUGUGUUGCCUGUCCUUGUGGCUCAAGACAAUGUGCUGUCAUUGGCCAGCAUUCGUGAUGCUGCUGUUUUGAUCCACUACGACGUGCCUGAAUUGUCCAAGUACAACUUUGGUUUUCGCUUUUCCGUCCUUGCUGACCGUAUGCGAUCAUUCAUGGAUGAGGGUGCUCUCUAUACUGCUGACGAGCCUGUGGCCCACCUGAUACUUUCAAGCGGAAACCGCAGUCUUUCUGUGCAGCUUGUGGACUUUCUGGGCAGGCUAGGCACCAAUGUUCCAGAUGGACUGGCGAGGCUUGCCCUUGAGGAACAAGCUAAAGCAUCAUCAAAUCUCAAUGUGGCCCUCUGCCCAAAUCUGAAAGCAUUCGGUCAUUGUGAAAACCAGACAAUGACUGGAGAGAAGGGCUGCUACUAUCGCCAUAAGGUCUUGCUUGCAGCAGAUCAUACUCGGGUAUGGGAGGACCUGCCAUCUCAGGGCCUAGUCCUCAUUGUUGUAACCAAAGUGGUGAAUGCGACAUGCUUUUAUGCUUGGAUUCUUCAACACUGGGAUACUUCAUCUAAUUCAACAAAUGAAAGAAAAUUUGUAGUCAAGGAAAAUCUGGAGCUUCAUAAUGCCAUGCUGUCCCUGAAUGACUUCUUCAUGAAGCCAGGAAACUUUAAGUAUGUGGACUCAAAUGUCGUGCCCAAAGUUGGUGAAGUGUAUGGGCUGGAGCACACCGUUGGCCAUUUCCGAAGGGUCUUGGUGCUUUCAAUUACGCCGAAGAAGUCGGCUCCUGCCAGCAUCACUGUGUUCCACAUGGACUAUGGCGACAAGUCAACUGUUGCUGCAAGAAGAUUGCUUCAUCUGCCAAGAGAGCUAGCUAACCUGCGGCCAUUCAUAAUGGAAGUGUUCUGCUGCCGUAUCCAGCCUCAGGACUGCGACCUCGAUUGGACUUUUCAGGCUAACCACAAGUCAUACGAGCUUGUUUUGAGGAAAGAGCUUCUUGGCAAGAUUGUCUUGCGGCUUGGAAACACCUUAUGGCUUGACCCACUUGUCUUGUGGGAAAGUCUGCCCUUUGUUGACGCAAAGGUGCCUUUACAGAACGUGAGAAGUACUUUAAUUGAAGCAAACCUUGCUUGUAAUAAUGCAACCCAUCUUGAAAGCCUGCGCAACAUGGCUGCUGAGGCAGGGGUGCUGCUACCUAAUCUUUCAGAAAUGAACAAAGAAAGGAGUGAGGAUGACAGCGCAAAUACUGUCGUCAACCAGCAUUGCACCGCUUUCCUUGACAUGAAGGAUUUCAACCAUGUGUACCUCUGGAAGGUCACCUCCCCAUCAGAUUUCUACAUACAGCCAUUGAAGUUCAAUUCAUGUUUGGAUGAACUUGAGAAUAACAUCCAGAAGACAAUGAAGAGAAGGGAAUUGAGAAAGCUGAGGUCUUGUCAUCCUGGAGCACUGUGCAUUGCUCACUACAAUAACGACGGAUGGUAUCGUGGAGAAGUACAGGAAGUUCUCAACAGCUCAGAAGUCAACGUGUUUUUUCCUGACUAUGGAGAUACUGCGAGAUGCCCCCGAGAUGAGCUGUUUAAGCCUCUUUCAUGGAUGAUGCUGCUGCCCUACCAGGGCAUUCAGUGCUCUUUGGCAGGAAUUGUUUCACCUUCUGGGAACUGGAGCCCAAUGGCUCAAUCUGUGCUUGAGAGCUUUGGCUAUGAUGACUAUGACGUGAAUCGCGUACUAUGUCUCAGGGUUGUGAAGAAGAAUGCUGGAAAGCAUCCUGGGACGAACUGUUAUGAGGUUCUCUUGUUCAGCGGCUGCUAUAAAGAAAGAAUUAGUGCAGCUGAUCUUCUCGUAGAGCAGGGGCUUGCUGUCUCAACAAAGCUGCCGAAGCUUAGCUUUGAUGUCAACCUUGCACACUCAACAGUAUCUCUAGAGGCCACAGGGGCCUAUGACUCUGAGAGCGAUGAGGAUGGAGAAGAAGUCACGCUUGAGUGCCAAAGAAAAUUGGAGGAGCAUAUGUAUAACGUGUUUAGUGAAGUUCGAGACCAGGUUCUUGCACCUGCAGCAGAAUUCAUGCAGGAGUUGAGUUAUGAAAGGGAUGCACUUGGCCAAGGAGACACUUGCCAGCCUCAAGCAAAAGAGUCAGAGGCACAACCACCACAACAAUCAUGCAUACAGAGCGACAAAAAGGCCACAGAAAAAAGGGUUAAACCAGCCAAUGCCCAUUUGCGAGCCUUAAGAAAGGAAUGCCCUCUGCUAGAGUCGCAUUUGAAGGCUGAACAAAGCCGUCAAGCAUCCAUCUCAUGGUGGCAAGAUCAUAGCUUUGUCUAUGUGAACAUCUUGAUUGCAAAUGUGAAGGAGUACAAGCUAGAUGUUACUGCAAAGAUGUUUUGCAUCAGGGCUGAAACAGCACAGCAUGAGUACCUAGCUCAUGAGAGGCUUUAUGCUCCCAUUGUACCAAAGAAAACAAGUUUAGUAGUGAAGGCCGACUCCUUGGGGAUCAUCUUCGAGAAAAUAAAAAAAAAGCAUAUAUGGAAGUUUCUAACUAGAAACCAGCGAAAGGUGUGGCAUAUUCGCUAUGACCUGGAUCAUGUUGAUGUGAGUGAUGAUGAGAACGACGUAGUCAAAGCCUGCAAAGCUUUCAAAGACCCCCUGUUCACAGGAGGCUAUGAGUGUCCAGCAGAGAUUUUGCCUUAUGACCCUGUGGCCCAUGAAGAAAGAGCAAGAGAAAUCGAAGCUGACGUCGAAGACUUCGGCAAUUCAGAUGUGAACAUGUAUUUCAGUGUUGACCCAAACGAUAUUUUUAGUGAUUUCACUGAAUAGCCAUACCAGAAGGAUGACAGAGUUUGCGGCGUUUCACACUCACCCCUCCACUUCCCUUCUUUCCUCCCUCUCUCUUUUUCUUUUUUAAUGCAAAGUUUGCACCACUGACAUACAAUACUAAAAUUUUCAUCUUAUUGUCCAUGUUCAAACAUGUACUUACAUGUAUCACCUUACUGUGAUAGCUGAAAAAGUUUCAGCAAAGAGCUUUUACAUUUUGAGACAAAUAAAGAUAAGUUAUUUGUGA
Molecule: messenger RNA, 7087 nt
Organism: Rhipicephalus microplus (southern cattle tick)
Lineage: Eukaryota; Metazoa; Arthropoda; Arachnida; Ixodida; Ixodidae
Biological process (GO): germ-line stem cell division
Molecular function (GO): ATP binding; nucleic acid binding
Source: RefSeq, a predicted model, not a curated record